Messenger RNA from Corylus avellana, 2767 nucleotides. RefSeq names its product J-domain protein required for chloroplast accumulation response 1 (gene JAC1). Gene Ontology annotation, biological process: clathrin-dependent endocytosis; clathrin coat disassembly. Lineage: Eukaryota; Viridiplantae; Streptophyta; Magnoliopsida; Fagales; Betulaceae. The record is from RefSeq and is a predicted model, not a curated record. Gene Ontology annotation, molecular function: clathrin binding. Gene Ontology annotation, cellular component: cytoplasm; vesicle; intracellular membrane-bounded organelle.
CCCCGCCUCCUUCGUCUUCUUCUGCAUAAUUUUCCUCCUCAUCGCUUUCAACACCAAAACCUUGGGAAGCUUUGAGCUCUCAAAACCUCAAAUUCUCUCUGCAAUACAUUCAAGAACUCACACCCUCUUGUUAUGGUUCACACCCCCCAAACGCAACUGGCAAAAAUAUUAUUUAUUUAUUUCCCGCCAUAUUAUUUGUUUGAAUUUUCUUCUGAUGACUAGUAUGUGAAUUUCUGGUCUGGUUGGUUGAAAUUCACGAAAAAAAUGGAGAGAUUUUCGCAGAGAGAGAGUGUUCUUUUGGGGUAUAGUCCUCGAGGGUCUCUCACGAACUCUUCAUCUUUGUCAAGGACGCCUUGCAGAGGCUCGGACUUUGAUUUUCACGAUGUGUUCGGAGGGCCGCCGAGGCGGGCGUCGGCGCAAGAGAAGCGGUGCAGUUUCAGCGAAGCCGCGGAGUAUUAUGGAGAAGGUGGUGGUGGUGAUGAUAAAGCGCUUUCAUGUACGCGUGUUGGGGAGAAGCCGGUGUUUGGGGAGGAAAAUGCGAACCGGAGGCGGUAUCCAAGCGAUGAUUUCUUCGACGACAUUUUUCGAGGCGACGAGUCGUUGAGUUCUACUCCGAGGAAGCGCGAUAGGGGGGACCCUUUUGCUUCGGGGCCAGGUUCGCGGGUUCUGAGCCCUGCCCGCCCACUCCCACCCAAAGCCGAGCCCUUUGGGAGUUCGUCAAUGCCUCCCCAACUCAGCCUACCAGCCAAAUUGGCCAAAGGGAUGGACUUGGAUGUAUUUGGUUCAAGUACAACGCGUAAUCCAUCUAAAUACAAGGACAGUGCAUCCAGUGGGGUUAGCUUUUCUUCUUCUUCAAGUUCCAAUCUUUCUAGAUUUUCAAGCCAAUCAAUUCAAAGCCAAGAGGAGAUGGGAAAUGAUGUUCAAUCAUGUCAUCGCCAACGCCCUUUAUCCCGGGAGGUCUUUCUUAGCAGGGAAGAGUCAUCAAACUCGAUUAAAUCUGAUAGAAUAGACCCAGAAGGCAUCAUGAAAAAGGAACCCAGUGGUUCAGAGGUUCCAACCGACGGCAGCCAAUUUCACUUCUCAAUAUAUAAAUGGGCUAGCAAAGGAGUUCCAUUGGAGAUGCCUUUGAGAGGAGGCAGUACUAGUUUAAGAAUGAAAGAAUCUGUGAAAUUUGAGAGAUGCUCGAGCUGGAAUAUGUGGCUAGCAGGUGAGGAUAAGGCGAGGGUGUCACCGACAAAGUCCUUCAGGACAGAAUGGAACAGACAAGAAAAUGAUUCAAUUCUUCUCACACCUGAAUCAGAAACCCCGAGCAGCCUCCAAAGGGUUGUUGAAGAUGUUCCUGGUAAUGCAAUCUUGCCCGAGAAAGAAAUUACUGUGCUUACAGAAGAAGUUCACAAGCCUGCAUUGAAACCCCCGUGUUCCCUGUUCUUUGAUGACGAUUAUGAACAAGGCACCAAUGGAAUCACUGAGAAAGGUGAAGAUAAGGAAAGCACAGUUAAAAGCGCAAAAAUCCCAUCUUCAGUUGUUGAUGCAAGUCAAAAUGUAAAGAAACAAGAUGGAAAAAGAACUGCCCUGAAUGAUGUAGAAGCCGAUAAAGCUAGUUUCCAAGAUUCACCCAUUCACCCAGGUGACAAUCUUGGGAGGAACAGAGUUAAGGGAAAGGUCAAAGAAUUUGUCAAAAUUUUCAGCCAAGAAGCUUCUCCAAAGCCCAAAGAAGAUAUUGGCUCACGAAGCCAGAGCUCAAAAUGGAAGAAGAGAGGCAAUUACAGAGAAGGGAAUGAAGUAAGUGUUAAUGCAGCUGGAUUAGAUGAGAAAAUUCCCAGGCCCCAUGUAAACAACACAAUCCCAGAGGCUUCCAUCAUGGCGGAUGAAUAUCUGAAACAGUCAAAGAAAGAACAUUCUGCUAUAAAGACCACCAACCAUAUAUCUAGUGAUACUUCGUCAGGAGAAAAGGAUAACUCAUCAUCAACUACCGCAUCAAUUUCUAAUGGCUCAAAGGCUACAGCGGAAGACACAGUUGAGUCCUUCCAAGUGAACUUCCUGAUAAAGGAAUUAACCCAAGGUGCGAAUGAACUGCCACAAAGUGGUGAUGAUCAAGAAGAAAUUCAGGUUAUUGAUGCUAAAAUACGACUGUGGUCCAAUGGAAAGAAAGGAAAUAUACGCUCGUUGCUAUCAACUUUACAAUAUGUUCUUUGGCCUGAGAGCGGGUGGAAGCCUGUACCUCUUGUUGAUAUAAUUGAAGGAAACUCUGUGAAAAGAGCGUAUCAAAAAGCUUUACUCUGCCUGCAUCCAGAUAAGCUACAGCAGAAGGGUGCUGCUUCGAAUCAAAAGUACAUUGCAGAAAAAGUUUUCGAGAUUUUGCAGGAGGCUUGGAAUCAUUUUAACUCACUUGGGUAAUUGUGACUUUCAGUCCUCUUUUACCACAAUCUCCUUUCAUUCAGGAGGGCAAUAUUCCGUCUGUCAACAAUAUAAAAUACCAUUUUGACUGUGGACAGGUUAUGUUGGUACUAUAGCAGAAAAAAUGAUUUCAAAAAACACUCUCACCACAAUUUUCUUCUACUCUUUUACCUUUAAAGCACAUUGCAGUUACUGUGUAGUUAGUUGAUGGUUUUAGUUACGUAUAUGGAAAGAAUAUGUGUUGUGUUGAAGACUUCCUUUUCUUUCUGCCAAUCAGUUGAGCUCAAGAAUUUGUUUCGCAAACCUUUUUCCUUAGACAUUGUAAUUGAUGAAUGUUUGGUAUAAAAAAGUAAAAAAGUUUUGUUGUGUA